AUGGAUAAGCGUCUAUUAGUCCGUUUUAAGUGGCAUUGGAAACCCCGUGCCUCCCUCUUCCCUUCGCUGUCCACGCGCAAGAUGCCUGGUGUCACAGUGAAAGACGUCAACCAGCAGGAGUUCGUCCGUGCCCUGGCGGCCUUCCUGAAAAAGUCAGGAAAGCUGAAGGUACCUGACUGGGUGGACCUGGUCAAGCUGGGCAGGCACAAGGAGCUGGCCCCCAGUGACGAGAACUGGUUCUACAUCAGAGCUGCGUCCACAGUGCGUCACCUCUACCUGCGUGGAGGAGCAGGUGUUGGCUCCAUGACAAAGAUCUACGGAGGUCGCCAAAGGAACGGCGUGUGUCCUGCUCAUUACAGCGUAGGCUCAAAGAACGUCGCCCGCAAAGUGCUGCAGGCUCUGGAGCUGCUCAAGAUGAUCGAGAAGGAUCCCAAUGGUGGUCGCAGACUCACCGCCCAGGGAACCAGAGAUCUGGACCGAAUUGCUGGCCAGGUGUCUGCUGCAAACAAGAAAGUUGUUGUUCAAUAA
Knipowitschia caucasica is the source of this 528-nucleotide messenger RNA. Lineage: Eukaryota; Metazoa; Chordata; Actinopteri; Gobiiformes; Gobiidae. The record is from the annotation of a GenBank genome assembly.